AUGAGGUUCGCUAUUUGUCUCAUCUUCCCAGUUCUUCUCGGUGUCUGCUUCGCUUCAAGACUGAAUGGACACAGUCAUGGCAACGGUAAUGGCAACGGCAAUGGUAACAGCUUCACCUAUGGCGUUAACAGAAACGGGAAUGGUGCCAACGGCAACGGAAGAUACAGAAAUGGAAACGGCAACACCAAAGGCAACGGCAACGGUUACACGAAUGGCAACGGUGCUGUCAACGGCAACGGUUACACCAACGGCAACGGUGCUGUCAACGGCAACGGCUACACGAACGGCAACGGUGCUGUCAACGGCAACGGUUACACCAACGGCAACGGUGCUGUCAACGGCAACGGUUACACCAACGGCAACGGUGCUGUCAACGGCAACGGUUUUACCAACGGAGUCAACGGCAACGGCUACACGAACGGCAAUGGUGCUGUGAACGGCAACGGUAACGGUGCUGUUAACGGAAAUGGUAAUGGCAACGGGUACUCCUACCAGCCCCCUAGUGUACCUGUAAACCUGUACCAGACCCCAGGCAGCAACGGCAACGGUGCUGUGAACACCAACGGCGCUGUUAACGGAAACGGCGGUGUCAUCGGAAACGGUUACUCCAACGGUGUCAACGGUAACGGCGCCGUUAAUGGAAACGGUUACUCCAACGGUCGUGUCAACGGAAAUGGCGCCGUUAACGGAAAUGGUUACUCCAAUGGCCACGUCAACGGAAAUGGUUAUUCCAAUGGCCGCGUCAACGGCAACGGUGCUGUUAACGGUAAUGGUUACUCCAGCGGGCAUGUCAACGGAAACGGUGCUGUGAACGGUAACCGUUACUCCAACGGCCGCAUCAACGGAAACGGUUACUCAAACGGUCUCGUUAACGGCAACGGUGCUGUCAACGGCAAUGGUUACACCAAUGGAGUCAACGGUAAUGGAGUGUACGGCAACGGGUAUACUAACGGAGUCAAUGGCAAUGGUGCUGUUAACGGCAAUGGGUACACCAACGGCGUUAACGGUAAUGGAGUUAAUGGCAAUGGUUACACCAACGGAGUCAAUGGCAAUGGUGCUGUUAAUGGCAACGGUUACACCAACGGUGUUAACGGCAACGGAGUGAACGGAAACGGUUACACUAACGGCGUUAACGGUAAUGGCGCUGUCAACGGUAACGGUGCUGUGAACGGCAACGGCAACGGCAACGGGUACUCGUACCAGCCCCCCAGCGUUCCCGUCAACCUGUACCAGACCCCACAAGGCUAA
This is a messenger RNA of Scylla paramamosain (green mud crab), 1248 nucleotides long. RefSeq lists its product as uncharacterized. NCBI's taxonomy places the organism in Eukaryota, Metazoa, Arthropoda, Malacostraca, Decapoda, Portunidae. The coding region runs from base 1 to 1248 and encodes 415 amino acids. The record is from RefSeq and is a predicted model, not a curated record. The transcript has 2 exons.